AUGAAAUUCGCAAGGCCAGCUUUGCGUGUAAGCCAGCCCAAAUCCGCUUUCGCCGACGGCUCUGGACGCUGGACCAACCGUGAUCUGGAUCCUGUUCCUCGUCACCGGCGGAAAUGGGGUGUCGCUAGCUUCAUCGCAUACUGGAUAUCGGACGCGCUCAAUGCAGCUACCUGGGAAUUUGCCAGUGGCAUGAUCGCCGUCGGCCUCACGUACAGAGAGUCUCUGGCCAUCGUAACCAUCGCCUUCUUGAUUGUGUCCGUGGUCAUCUCAGCUAAUGGCGCCAUUGGUGCUAUGUAUCACUCACCCUUCCCUGUGUUGGCGCGUGCCAGUUGGGGAUUCUACGGAUCUUACAUCGCUAUCGUAUCGCGAGUAAUCCUCGCCGUUUUCUGGUUCGCAAUCCAGACCUAUAAUGGCAGCAAUUCCGUGACUGUUAUGAUUGGCGCCAUCUGGCCUAGCUAUUUGAGGUUACUGAACCAUAUCCCUGCUGAGCAGGGCAUCACCACCAAUGGAAUGGUCAGCUUCUUGGUCUUUUCCAUCAUCCAGUUUCCGUUUCUAUGCAUCAACCCGAAUAAACUACGAUGGCUAUUCAUGGCCAAGUCUAUCAUUGUUCCGAUUGCGUGGAUUGCAAUCCUGAUCUGGGCCUUUAAAUCAACUGGGGGAGGGGAACUUUUCGACCAAAAAGUCACCGUCAGCGGUUCUCAAUACUCCUGGCUAUGGCUGGCCAAUUUGACAUCUGUGAUUGGAAACUAUGCCACACUGAGUGUUAAUCAAUCUGACUUUUCGCGGUACUCUCGCGUGGGUGUCAAGUGGCAACUGAUGUACAUUCCUAUGCUCCCCAUAUUUUUCACAUUUUUUGCUUUCAUUGGCGUGGCGUCGUCCUCGGCCGGCCAAACGUUGUAUAAUUUAGCUGAGAUCCCCUGGGAUCCCAACGUUUUGAUGAGCUACUGGGAGAACCGUGCAUGUCGAUUUUUUGGCGCCUUCACCUUCGCACUGGCUUCCUUGGGAGUCAACAUCUCGGCCAAUUCUCUGUCCGCUGCCAACGACUUUGCUGCUCUUGCACCCGGGUACCUGAACAUUCGCCGCGGCCAGAUGAUCUGUGCGCUCUUUGCCUGGGUCCUCGUCCCCUGGAAGAUUCUCGCGUCCGCCGGCAACUUUCUCAACUUCAUGUCUGCCUACGCAGUGUUCCUUGGACCGAUAGCCGCAAUUAUGGCAUUUGACUUUUGGCUGAUCAAGAAACGAAAAUACGACUCGUUGGCAAUGUACCAACCUGAUGGAAUUUAUAGAUACUCUGCAGGGGUUAAUUGGCGUGCAGUGGUGGCUUUCGUCGUCGGAGUGGCACCCAGUUUGCCCGGGUUGAUCAAUUCAGUCAACAGUUCUAUUAGCGUUGGUGUUGGAAUCCAUCCAUAUCAGUUCGGUUGGCUGUUGGGAUUUUUCGCUACGACGCUUGUGUAUCUAACACUUUCCUACCUUUUUCCCGUUACAGAAGCCUUGAUUGAGCACCCUGUAUACCCCGACGAGGUGUAUGAUACUCGGGCUGGUAUAAUUGUCGACGGAGUUGAGCCAGAGGAUUAUCGUAUAUCGACGCAGAUUGUACAUAAAUCAGCCUGCUGA
Messenger RNA from Talaromyces rugulosus, 1611 nucleotides. RefSeq lists its product as uncharacterized. The coding region runs from base 1 to 1611 and encodes 536 amino acids. Lineage: Eukaryota; Fungi; Ascomycota; Eurotiomycetes; Eurotiales; Trichocomaceae. The transcript is spliced from 3 exons. The record is from RefSeq and is a predicted model, not a curated record. Gene Ontology annotation, cellular component: plasma membrane. Gene Ontology annotation, biological process: nucleobase transport; transmembrane transport. Gene Ontology annotation, molecular function: nucleobase transmembrane transporter activity.